UUGCGCUCGUCCACGCAGCACGAUGUCCAAGGGCGCGAGUGUCGUGGUGGGUCUCCUGGCAGUCUUGCUAGCUAUUGUGUACGUGGAGGAGGUACAACGUCACCCGCUCUACGUCGGACACGUUGCACCACUCGUUCAGGACCAUGUUGCGCCUGUUUACCGCGAGGCCGAAGCGCAGUAUGCAAAGCACCUCGCGCCGCUCGUCCAAAAGCACGUGUCUCCUCUCUACGAAGCCCACGUCGCUCCGUUGGUGCGCUCGUUGGUAUCGCUCACUCAAUCUUCAGCGGAUUCAUCUGCGCAAGUCACCGCGGAGUGGUGCAACACGCACGUGGCGCCACACUUAACCGACGUCAAGCCAAUUGAAGGUUUCCACGUGCUUUGCGUCGAUACGUCCAAUGCGAAAAUCUCCGGCUGGGUAUAUCGCGACGGGUUCUCUCUCUCGACUCCCGUGACACUUCUGGCGUCCACCACAUGGACGGAACUCAAAAAGUCCGUGGAGGCAGCGGCCGAGAUCGCACCCCCCACGACAGAGCAUGAGAUCAAGUUCAAGCAGCCGUGGGCAUUGUUCACUCCCACUGGGAAACGACUUUGGAACUUCUCGGAAGUCGCAGCGCAUGGCGGAAUUGUGUACGUAAUGGAAGGCGGGCAGUUUAUCUGGCCAGGGAUUCGCAUCGGCCACAAGCGAGUCAUCCCCAACCUCCACGGCCUGGGCGACGUCGUGUUGGAGACGCUCGAGAUGACGCCGCUGGUGUUUUCAGUCAAGGAACUCCUCACGAACGACGAGAUUGAUGUGAUCUUGGACUUGUCCAUGGAGCAUUUGGCCCCGUCCGGCGUGACCCACAACGAUGGCGAUGUCGGCAAACCCGCCACCGAAUGGCGCACGAGCACGACCUACUUCUUGUCAUCCCAGGGCCAUCCUGUCCUCGAAGGUAUCGAUCAGCGUGUGGCCGACCUGGUGAAGGUGCCUGCAUCGUUUCAAGAAGACGUGCAAGUGUUGCGGUACGAACUCAACCAAAAGUACGACGCCCACUUGGACUACUUUUCGGUCGAGCGACUCACCAAGAACCCGGCGAUGGUCGAGAGUUUGCAUCAUGGGUUUAAGAAUCGCAUGAUCACCGUAUUCUGGUACAUGUCGGACGUUCCCAAGGGCGGCCACACCGUGUUCCCGCGCGCGGGUGGCGCGCCGCAACCGACCGACUACACCGACUGUUCCAAGGGGUUGCUCUCGACGCCCCAGAAGCGCAAAGUGAUUGUGUUUUACAGGUGUGCCACCCCAUGACACUCUUGUCUUCGAAUGCGCAUCGAAUCAACCACUGUGUUUCGGUAGCAUGCUGCCGAGUGGACGUGGCGACCCGUACAGCUUGCACGGCGGCUGUCCUGUGCUCGAAGGCGUCAAGUAUUCCGGCAACAAGUGGAUCUGGAACAAGAUAUACACGUAACACGUCGCCAUAAAAUGCCGCUAUGUUGGACUGAAUUAGCUGUGUUGAAUAUACCCCAAUGCCUCGACGUUGAAUCAAGACGACUGUCGUGGCUCACUGAAUGUUGCCCUGCGAGAUGUCCUCGCGGGGUCGAUGCGCCAAGCAUUUUUGACGGUGGCAAAUUUGCUCUUCUCGUCGCGUCGCUCUCGGUGC
Molecule: messenger RNA, 1631 nt
Organism: Aphanomyces invadans
Lineage: Eukaryota; Oomycota; Saprolegniomycetes; Saprolegniales; Verrucalvaceae
Exons: 5
Coding region: 23-1279 (418 amino acids)
Biological process (GO): peptidyl-proline hydroxylation to 4-hydroxy-L-proline
Cellular component (GO): endoplasmic reticulum
Molecular function (GO): L-ascorbic acid binding; iron ion binding; procollagen-proline 4-dioxygenase activity
Source: RefSeq, a predicted model, not a curated record